This is a messenger RNA of Lolium perenne, 1865 nucleotides long. RefSeq lists its product as uncharacterized. The record is from RefSeq and is a predicted model, not a curated record. NCBI's taxonomy places the organism in Eukaryota, Viridiplantae, Streptophyta, Magnoliopsida, Poales, Poaceae.
CCUCCUGCUAGCUCUGUGUCCAGCCAGCCAGCCAGCCAUGUCGGCGUCGUCGGACCCGUCGCCGUCCUCCUCGGCGGCGGCCUCUCCCUUGGGCCUCCUGCGCGCGCACCACCCGCACCCGCACCACCUGCACCUCUCCACCCCGCCGCCACCCGUCGCCCUCGCGCACGCCUACCCGCCCGCCGCGCCGCCCCCGUCCCCGGCCUCCGCGCCCAGGGACUACCGCAAGGGCAACUGGACGCUCCACGAGACGCUCGUCCUCAUCACCGCCAAGCGCCUCGACGACGACCGCCGCGCGGGCGGCGCCAUGUCCGGCGGGUCCUCGGCCUCCUCCUCGCCCCUCACGCCGCGCUCCGCCGAGCAGCGCUGGAAGUGGGUCGAGAACUACUGCUGGAUCAACGGCUGCCUCCGCAGCCAGAACCAGUGCAACGACAAGUGGGACAACCUCCUCCGCGACUACAAGAAGGUCCGCGACCACGAGACCCGCCGCGCCGCCUCCACCGCCCCCGCUCCCCACGCCGCCCUCCCUGACGCGCCCGGCGCCGGCGUCGCGCCUCCGCCGCAGCACCAGCACCAGCAGCUCCCGUCCUACUGGACCAUGGAGCGGCACGACCGCAAGGAGCGCAACCUCCCCACCAACCUCGCCCCCGAGGUCUACGACGCGCUCGUCGACGUCCUCUCCCGCCGCGCGGCCCGUCGCGGCGGCAACGCGAUCGCGCCCAGUGCCACCACCCCGCCCAUGCUCGCCCUGCCGCCGCCUCCUCUUCCUACACCACCUCCACCACCACCACCGCCGCCGCCACCGCCAUCGCCGCCGAAGCCUCAACCUCAGCCCCUCCUCGCGCAGCAGCAGCAGCAGCAUCGUUCGCAGCAUCACCCUCAGCAUCACGCGCCGCCGCUCCUGCAGCUCCCACCGCCCGUGUCGCUGCCGUCGGCGACGUCCGUUUCCGCUGAGGAUGACAUGUCGGACUCGUCGAUGUCCGGCUCGGACGGCGGCGGGUCGGAGGGCAGCCGGGACGAGCCGGAGGCGAAGCGGAGGCGGCGCGUGGAGCGGCUGGGGUCGAGCGUGGUGCGGAGCGCGACGGUGCUGGCGCGGACGCUGGUUGCGUGCGAGGACAAGCGGGAGCGGCGGCACCGGGAGGUGCUGGAGCUGGAGGAGCGGCGGCUGCGCCUCGAGGCGGAGCGCAACGAGGUGCGGCGCCAGGGCUUCGCAGGCCUCGUCGCCGCUGUCAACGGCCUCUCCGGCGCCAUCCACGCGCUCGUCGCCUCCGACCACCACCACGGCCGGAGCGGCGACUCCUCCAGGCGGUCGUGAUCCGUCCAUUGAUCCAAGCCAGUCGCCAGUUGGCUGAUCUACUCAGUGAUGCAUGCAUGCAUGCAUGGAAGAUGUCAACUUUUUGCAAAGAUUUGGAUCCCAGUCGAUCGAUGGAAACGACGAUCUCGAGGGACCAGGAUGUAGAUAGGGCAAUUGUUGGGCAGGAGAUCGAUCGAUUAGCAGAAGUUAUUCUGGGUGUGUUGGUAGCAUUAUGAUCGACUGAGCUGAGCUGGUGGGUGCUGUAGCGUUUCUUGGGUUCUGGGUUUGUCGUGGACGGUGAUGAUUAGUGCUGCGUGCUGCACGGAAGCUAGCCGUCACGUGAUCUCCGGCCAUGGGGCCCUCCUCUUGCUGCUCAACUAGGAGGUGCGCUAGCUUUUGCAUGGAAUGCCGGUCUUGCCCUUCCUGCUGCAUGAUCGUACAAUGCAUGGGCACCUUCCGUGUGCUGGUAUUGGAUUGGAUCUCGACAUGUAUGUACUAGUAUGAUUGUUCAACGAGUCUACUCAAUGCAAUCACCUGCCGUGCUCAGUAGAUAGGUUGUACUGGCUACCUA